AUGUUUUCCCCUUCUCGUUUUGCAGCGCGAAACAGUUCUGACGUUUCCCUUUCAAAGCCCCAGCCCAAAGUUGUAUCAAGAUCACCACCGUCGUCAGCCCAGGUCGAUGCCAAAUCCCAGCCCCGAGAGCCAUAUCCGAUCCCCAGCAACAACCCGGCCAGUCAGUAUACAUUGCUGGAAAAGUUGGGAACAGGUAGUUUUGGGACCGUCUAUAAGGCUAUGCACAACGAGACGAAGCAGAUUGUAGCUAUCAAACAAAUCGGUCAGUCUGCUGCAUCAAUCAACAAUAGCGUGUUCAACUCGUGUCUAGAUCUCGAGGAUUCCGACGAUGAUAUCUCUGAAAUACAGCAGGAGAUUGCUAGUCUUGCUCAGUGCGAUUCCGAAUAUGUGACGCGCUACUACGGAUCUUUCGUCGUCGCCUACAAGCUCUGGAUCAUUAUGGAAUAUCUCGCCGGUGGCUCAUGCUUGGACUUAUUGAAACCCGGUCCUUUUUCAGAAGCUCAUAUCGCGGUUAUUUGUCGGGAACUUUUGCUAGGCCUCGAUUACCUUCAUGCCGAGGGUACAAUACAUCGGGAUAUUAAAGCCGCUAAUAUUCUCCUUUCAUCCUCCGGAAAGGUCAAACUUGCCGACUUCGGUGUUGCUGCUCAGCUCACGAAUACACUUCGACACACAUUUGUUGGUACACCGUUCUGGAUGGCUCCGGAGGUUAUCCGGCAGGCAGGAUAUGAUGCCAAAGCCGAUAUGUGGAGUCUGGGUAUCACAGCCAUUGAGAUGGCGAAGGGUGAACCGCCCCUCGCGGAGUAUCAUCCUAUGAGGGUUCUUUUCCUCAUUCCGAAAGCCAAACCUCCCGUGCUUGAGGGUGCCUUUUCUGCAGCCUUCAAGGACUUCGUCACUCAAUGCUUGACGAAAGAUCCCAGCGCUCGUCCGACAGCCAAUGAACUGUUGCAACACCGAUUCAUUCGCGGGGCACGGAAAACAUCAUAUCUUACCGAGCUCAUUGAGCGUCUUCAAGAGUUCCGUGCACGCUCACCUGCCAAGGGAGCUCAUCAAAUGUAUCAGCCUACGGUGAGAAACAGUCAUGCCCGGGACACGACAGGCACAAUGCGGAGUGAUUGGAACUUUGAUACGAUACGCUCCUCGGCUAUGGGAACAUUCAGAGGCAUGGCAAAGGAUCUCGUAUCAUCAUCGUCUUCUUCUGACAUCGACGAAGAACCUGAGGAUCUGGUCGCAGAUGAAGGUCAUGCGUCAUCUAUCGACACUAGUGGUGCUACUAAGGGAAGCGGAGAUCCUAUUGUGGAAGGUGGGCUCGGAGUAAACGCACAGGCAGGCCAUUCGACUGUGAUCAUCAAGCCUCUCCAUACUCCUGAUUCUGAGAAAGACGUUGCCACCCUGUUGGCGGAAAAGAACGUGUCGAAGGACACGCCACCUCCCCAGGUUGAUGAAAGUGCAACACCGCUUGGUGCACCACCUGCUUAUAGUGGGUCCAUGCGGGGGUCUCGACGAUCAUCAUACGCUGCACGUCACGGUGGUGGCGCAGGUACUGUAAUGAAAGAGGCCGAUUUGGGUAAUGGCGUCGAUACAAUCCGACCCAUCAAGAAGUUGGAUACGGCGGGAUCCUUACGAUUGUCGGCGGAGUACGUCGGGAGCAUACGUCGGGAGGGCAGCGCCUCUGCACCAACAUCACCAACACAUAAGCGCAAUACCAGCGAAACGGCCAAGGCAGGGAAAUCUCUGGUCGAUGAUGUGGUUCUACCCAUCCUUCAGAAGGCCAUUGGGGACGACAUGGAUGCAAGGGAAAUCGAAUCGCUGAGCAUGUUAUCUCGUGGGUUCAGUGAGCUCAAGGAAGCUAAUCCUGAACUUGCCUACAACGUCAUACUUGACAUUCUGUCCGGCAUCAAUGAGAAUCCUGCUGUACGGCAACAUGUCCAAACCUCUCGUGCACUGUUCCCACACAAGCGGGUGAUCCGUAGAAGCGAAAUGACAGCCAAAGGUUUGGUAGUUACAGAGGUCCAGGAAGACAUCUCUCCAGGAUCGGCAGAGCGAGCACCUUCAGUCAAGUCGGAGGAUUCUUCGACACGUAAAUCACCCAUCGCAGAGCUGCUGUAUUUGCGAUGGCUAGAAGGGCUAAAAUUCAAAUGGCCUAGUCUCACGUAG
Desarmillaria tabescens is the source of this 2154-nucleotide messenger RNA. RefSeq names its product Ste20-like serine/threonine kinase. Gene Ontology annotation, molecular function: ATP binding; protein serine/threonine kinase activity. The transcript has 4 exons. NCBI's taxonomy places the organism in Eukaryota, Fungi, Basidiomycota, Agaricomycetes, Agaricales, Physalacriaceae. The record is from RefSeq and is a predicted model, not a curated record. The coding region runs from base 1 to 2154 and encodes 717 amino acids. Gene Ontology annotation, biological process: protein phosphorylation. Gene Ontology annotation, cellular component: cytoplasm.